GUGAAUUGGAAAGUUACGGUUUUACACAUAGUUUCCACUUCUUACAUACGAAUCGUAGUAAUUCGUUUAACUAUAUUCACCAUACGUAAUUCAAUAAAAGCAAUUAUUACAAAACGUCAGCCUAGGAAUUUACGACUUUGGAGAGUUUUAUAGUUCUUCAUAUUAUACUCCUACUCCUCUGGUUUUAAAAAAUAGUCGAAUCGACAAAAUCUUAGAGACCACGAGGGGAAAAGGGGGUUCCUCUGCUUCUGCCGAGAACCAUUGACAUCGUGAAUGGAUAUCACUGGAUGGUCCACUUUCUCUGUAGGAAGAAAACGGAAAAUCUGGGAAUAUUUUCUCUUCCUAGACGGAUAACGACGGCUAAAGAUAUUGAAAGCCUCUGCUGCAAAUGGACAACGAGAAAAAAACUUUGGAUUUUUUCGAUGCCGAGGAAUAUGAACUGGAAUCAUUUGGAAAAAAUGAUUUCGGAGCGUUUGGAUUCGACACUGGUCAAUCACUAACACAGGAUUACCUCACUCAGAGCCAGUUUACCCAGCCAAAACGCGACUUUCCACAACCGGAGUUCUCUUCUCAAGUAGAUCAGGAUGACUCGUCGUCAUCAAGCAGUGAUGACGAUGAUAAAAGUAAAAGUCAUCAUUCCUAUAAUGAUGAGGGUAGCCAAGGUCUAGAUGACCUGAGAUUCGAAGACGAUGAAGACGAAGGAACAAUAUUUCGGAAAUUAGCAGAACAUUCUUGCAAGUAUUGUAGCGUCCAUGACCCAGCGGCUGUAGUAAUGUGUAACAUUUGCAAAAAAUGGUUUUGCAAUAGUCGCGGUCACUCGUCCGGAGCUCACAUAAUAAGCCAUCUUGUUCGUUCAAAACACAAAGAGGUUUCCCUGCACAAAGAUGGUCCGCUUGGCGAAACCGUGUUGGAGUGUUACUCUUGCGGAGUUCGAAAUGUCUUUGUUCUCGGGUUUAUACCUGCGAAAAAUGACUCUGUGGUUGUCCUUCUCUGCAGACAACCUUGUGCAACUCAAGCAACACUUAAAGAUUUAAAUUGGGAUCAGGACCAGUGGAAGCCAUUGAUUGUGGAUAGAUGCUUCAUUAAUUGGCUUGUAAAAACACCUUCGGAGAAGGAUAGCUCAAGAUCACGACAGAUAACUAGUGGUCAGAUAUUGAAACUUGAAGAACUAUGGAAAAUUAACCCUGAUGCCACUUUCGAAGAUUUGGAAAAGCCGGGCACUGAUGAAGAGCCUCAACAUGUUUUGCUAAGAUAUGAAGAUGGAUUUCAGUACGAGUCUGUUUUCCGACCACUGAUUAAGCUUGAAGCUGACUAUGAUAAGAAAUUAAAAGAAUCGCAAACUCAUGAAAAUGUUGACAUCCGGUGGGACGUUGGUUUAAACAAGAGGAUUAUAGCUUAUUUCGUGCUUCCCACUGGUGGCGAUUCAGAUCUACGAUUAAUGCAAGGAGACGAAUUAAAAAUAAAGUAUCUGGGAAGCCAGCAUAAACCAUGGUCGGGAGAAGGAAAUGUGAUAAAAGUCCCUGAUAACUACGGAGAAGAAAUUGGAAUUGAGCUAAAACUCAGAUUCUGUAAUCAAGCUCCCACAGAAAUAAGCAACAACUUUGCAGUCGAAUUUGUAUGGAAAUCUACAUCAUUCGAUAGAAUGCUUGCCGCACUCAACAAGUUUGCUGUCGAUGAGAAAGCAGUAUCUUCAUUCAUCUACCAUAGAUUACUUGGACACGACACAGAAGAUCCCCUCUUUCGGCCAAAAUUGCCCGCAAACUUUUCCGCAAAGAAUUUGCCAGAGUUAAACAGGUCUCAGGCAUUUGCAGUUAAACACGCCCUGACUAGGCCACUAUGUUUGAUUCAAGGGCCACCUGGAACAGGGAAAACGGUCACAUCUGCAAGUAUCGUUUAUCACCUUGCAAAAAUCAAUGGUGGUCCUGUUUUAGUUUGCGCCCCGUCCAAUACCGCUGUAGAUCAGCUAACUGAGAAAAUUCAUCAAACUGGGUUAAAAGUUGUUAGAUUAUGUGCAAAGUCAAGAGAAGGAUUAGAUUCGUCCGUUGCAUUUCUAUCACUGCACAACCAAAUUCGAGAGUUGAGCAAAGAAGUGAGCACCGAGCUUUCCAAAUUGCAACAACUAAAAGAUGAAACUGGUGAACUGUCAGUCUCUGAUGAGCGUAGAUACAUAACAUUGAAGAAAAAAGUUGAGAAAGAUAUAUUAGAAGCUGCUGACGUUAUUUGUUGCACUUGUGUAUCUGCUGGUGAUCCACGACUCAAUCGGCUCAAAUUCAAUUCAAUUUUGAUUGAUGAGUGUAUGCAGUCAACCGAACCAGAAUGUAUGGUACCUGUUGUUUUGGGAGCAAAACAGGUGAUUUUGGUUGGAGACCAUUGUCAACUUGGACCCGUGGUCAUGUGCAAACCUGCAGCCAAAGCAGGCUUAUCUCAAUCUCUGUUUGAGAGACUUGUGGUGUUGGGAAUUCGUCCUUUUCGGCUUGAUGUUCAGUAUCGAAUGCACCCUGCCCUAGCGAAAUUUCCAUCAAAUUUCUUCUAUGAGGGCUCUUUGCAAAACGGUGUGGGGACCAAGGAAAGGACUUUGCUGAUUGACUUCCCAUGGCCCAUGCCGGACAAGCCCAUUAUGUUUUACGUAUGUCAGGGGCUUGAAGAAAUUGCUGGGUCUGGAACCUCAUAUCUAAAUAGAACAGAAGCCGCUCAUGUCGAAAGAGUGAUGACACGUUUGCUGAAGGCUGGAAUUCGUCCGGACCAAAUCGGAUGUAUCACUCCUUAUGAAGGGCAACGUGCAUAUCUUGUCCAGUACAUGCAGUCUCAAGGAACUUUAAAUACAAAGCUAUACUUUGAAAUUGAAGUUGCUAGCGUUGAUUGCUUUCAAGGUCGUGAAAAGGAGUUUAUAAUUUUAAGUUGUGUUCGAUCGAAUGACCAACAAGGGAUUGGAUUUCUGAGUGAUCCUAGACGACUGAAUGUGGCCUUGACAAGAGCCAAAUACGGAUUGAUCAUUGUGGGAAACCCUAAAGUUCUUGCAAAACACCAGCUUUGGAACAAUCUCAUCCACUAUUGUAUAGAUUUAAAAACGUUGGUUGAAGGUCCCCUAAACAGUCUUAGAGAAAGUAAUAUGUCGUUUCCAAAACCAAAGCCCAUGGUCAAUGCUGUUAAUCCUGGAGCUCAUUUCAUGCAGACCAACAUUUAUGAUGCUCGUGAAGUGAUGGCUCCACUUCCGAUGCAAGUUCCUCCAAUACCAAUGAACUAUGCUCCCCCUGGUUACUUUAACAAUGACCAAAUGCCUGACGAUGAUGUCAUUGAUGAGAGCUAUAUUAGAGCAUUAAAUGAGCAGUUUGGGAUGAUGAACAUUCAACGUCAUACACAGUAUGGAAGCAAUGGACCCGUCCCAUACGGAAUGUUUAUGAACAUGGCCCAUAUACCACCUCGAUUUUUCAAUCAACCAUAUCAACAAAAUCAAGACCAGUCCAUGGGACGAGGACGGAACCUAAAUGGGCUGCCGCCUGGAAACACCAGGGACAGAAUGCGGAACAAUAUGCCAAUGCAACGCUCCGAUGGACAAAUGCCGUAUAAUACCAGAGGUGGUCCAAAAAUGUCAAAUUUCCAACAACAAAACGCAUCAAGAGGUUACAAUGGAGAGCUGGCUAGCCAGCCAGCCAUGUUGUCCCAAGGUUUCGGAUUUUCACAAAGGGGAGACGGUCCAUCCCAGCCACAUCGUUUAGGUUCUCAACCAUUAACUCAACCUGGUGGUCGUACGAAUAUGGGAAUCAUGUCGCAGUCCCAAAUGAUGUCCCAACAAGAUUUUCCUGACGAUUUUGGAGAAUUUAACUCGCAGGCGGACGUAUCAAACGAUGAAAUUGGAAAUCGCUUGAGAAGGGACCGGGAUAGUUCCAAUCCAUCAAGGGGCAAACAGUACCAUGGUCCGGGGAGUUCGCAGUCUCAAUCUUUCCAAUUUUCACAGCCUUACUGAUUACGAGUCAGAAGCCCGAGGUAAGCAACAUGGACGUCAAUCCAGGCUUUUCUGUACUGCGCUACAUAGUGAAUGACACGACACGUACGUUCAAACCCACCAACGGACAGAACAGAAAUGUUGUCGAUUCCUUGUAGCCGUGGCGGCGAAGGCGGCGCUGUGGUCAAGCAGAUGUCAGACAGAUAACAAAUCAACAACUCUACAUUUCCAGCAAAUGUCUCUAAACACCGAAAUUGAAGCACCCAACAAAUGGUAUUCAUUUCUAUUUGGAAAUUCUUCAAUUCGACUCAUCCAAAAUUAUCACACAGCGAUAACUAUCUAAGUCCCAGUAAAGACCAUUUAUCUCCAGUAGAAAAUUCUAAUAAUGAACUUCUGCCACCUGUACCAUAUACAACUGCGUCUACGUCCAUAUAUGACGACAUUGUUCUUACUGAAACAAUAUUAUUCUUUCAUUUUUCCUUACAUUAUUUAGUUCAUACAAUUUUUUGAAACAGUCAAUAAAGUUUCAAUGUGAAAUGCUAA
Molecule: messenger RNA, 4486 nt
Organism: Folsomia candida
Lineage: Eukaryota; Metazoa; Arthropoda; Collembola; Entomobryomorpha; Isotomidae
Gene: Upf1
Product: regulator of nonsense transcripts 1
Exons: 19
Coding region: 389-3964 (1191 amino acids)
Biological process (GO): nuclear-transcribed mRNA catabolic process, nonsense-mediated decay
Cellular component (GO): cytoplasm
Molecular function (GO): RNA binding; RNA helicase activity; zinc ion binding
Source: RefSeq, a predicted model, not a curated record